Messenger RNA from Aegilops tauschii subsp. strangulata, 972 nucleotides. Lineage: Eukaryota; Viridiplantae; Streptophyta; Magnoliopsida; Poales; Poaceae. The record is from RefSeq and is a predicted model, not a curated record.
AUGGAUGUUAAAAUCAGUCUUUCAUCUCGUGGAAUUGCAGCUGCACUCAUACCUCCUGCAGACCCUCCCCAAGGAAUUGCACAAUUAACCGAGCAGCAACAAUAUGCUGCUUUAUACAUAAUAAGGCACCAUAUCCAUCCAGAUCUAAAAUCUGAAUAUUUGAUGGAGGAAUCUCCAAGCAAUAUGUGGCAAUCACUUAAGACUAGAUAUGAACAGCAAAAGGCAAUUAUACUUCCUGAAGCUAGUCAUGAGUGGACCCAUUUAAGACUCCAAGAUUUCAAAUCGAUCGGAGCUUAUAAUCAUGAGGUUCAUAAAAUUUGUUCAAAGUUGCGGUUUUGCGAGAAGGAGCCUACAGAAGCAGAUAAGAUAGAAAAGACUCUAUCCACUAUGCUCCCGGCUGACAGGAUCCUACAGCAACAAUAUCGUUCCCGCAAUUAUACAGUUUACUCUGAACUGAUACAUGUGCUCCUCCAGGCUGAGAAACACGAUGAACUUCUGCUAAAGAAUAGUAAUCAACGCCCAGUCGGGGCCGCUCCUCUGCUUGAAGUACAUGCAAAUUUUCAGAAAAACACCAAGUUCCAUGGUUUUUUCAAAGGCCAAAACAAGAACUUUAAGGGUAAGAGCAACCACAAGAAGAAGAACAAGCCACAAAAUUCAGACAAGGGGAAGGGCAUAACAAAGAAUAAGUUUGAUAAAACUAAACUUUGCCAGAAAUGUGGAUCCUACAAGCAUGUCACCAAAAAAUGCCGCAUCCCAAGACAUCUGGUAAACCUCUACCUGCAAUCCAUGGGACGUAACAGACCUACCCAAGGAGCAAGAUAUGAACCUGAUGACAACAAGGAAGCUGGUUGUUCACAAGAUGUUCAAGGAGCACCAAGUAACAACAAGGAAUUCCAUCGAUCGCAGGACUCCAUGGACACGGAGAACAUGAUGACCGAAUACGCCGCCGACAUGUUCGGUGACUUUGACUAG